UAAGUCAUUGAUUCCACGGCCACACUGGUUGCAUUUGAAAUACCGACAUCUGCUGGGCGCAUUUUGUGCCCUUUUCGUUUAUAAUUAUAGUUUAAUCAAACAGCAGUUGUGACUAGAAUGUACAACGACGAAGCGAGAACGCCCCAGGCCCUCAAGAGCAGAUAUUUUACCAAUCUGAGCGGCCUGAAGGCCCGGGCGCGCAGCAACAGCUAUACCAAAGGCCACACUCCAACGGCGUCGGCGACAAAGCCAACGAAUGGCGGCAAGGAAAAUGGAAAAUACAGCCCCCAGAUGUCGGCCGGAGUGUGCACUCCGCCGCCGAAGCGGCUCCAAAAGGUGCAAAAUCCCUUCGAGGUGGCCUUGGCGGACCGCUUGCACCUGCCGUUGAUAGCCAGUCCCUCGCUUUUCCAAUCGCGCACUCCACAACUCUGCUCCACCCAGUUCGAGUGGAACAUUGACGAGGUCUCCCAGCUGAAGCCCGCGGACGUGGAGCCCCACGAGACGCAGUUCCACGACUCGCCCGAUCCGGAGGUGGAGUCCAAAGCCCAGUUAGCCAUAAGUGCUUUCUUCAAGGAGUCGCACAAUGUGCCAAGUCCCGUGGACUGUCCCCUUCGCAAGCAUCGCAUUAUACUCGAGGAUAACACUCCGAUAUCCAACAAAUCCAAGCGCCGGCGUGACUGCGAGGUGCAAACGGAACUUAGCCUUCCGCCGAUCCUACCAAAGGCCCUCGAGGACGCCCUGCGUCCGUACAUGCAGCCCCACCUGGCGGUGGGUCGCUUGUCCGGAAGGAGCAAAUCCACCGGUGGCUCCGACAUUUUCAACAGCUCCAUGCGAAGGAAGCUCUUUGAUCUGCACAAUGUCAUCGUUUUGGGUGACCAGCAAGAUUCUGGUGAGCACUCAUCGCCCAUGGCGGGCUCUAGUCCGCAGGCCAAACAAACCCUAUUUGCGGGUCGUCUGUCCGAUUCGGCUUCCGGCGAGGGCAGCUUUGGCAGCCUUUCGCCCAUCAGGAAUCUCUGCGGCCUGCCACCAGGCACACCGGACGAUGGCAACUGCUCGGGGAAGCGGAAGCUGCUCAUGCAGGAGAUGGAACUGCCCUCGCCAAUAGCGGCUUCCGAGCAUUUAAGCAGGCGAAUGGCGUACUCCAAGGUGGAGGUGAGCGUCACAGAGCAGCACGAUACUCUAUCGGAGCGAACUGCCUUGAAAUUCACGCCGGACAGAAGUUCAUCGCCAAUGGGUGGGGGACUGGAGCACUCCGAUUGCAGCAUCAAUCAGAGAGUCAGCCGGUUGAGGGUGAACAGCACGCGACAGCAAGUACUAGUCGAGGCUGGCGACAAGCCUUUGUUCGAGGAGACCGAAGAGGACGAGGAGGAGGAGGAGGAAGAGCCAGACACCGAGGAAGAGGAUGAAGAGGGUGAAGUCGAGGCCAUGCAAUUGUCCACCCUCAGCUUCAAUUGCAGCUCCUCCAACUCGGACACACCACGGGGACACCGAAGACGUCGCUCUGCCCAACGCAAGAAUCUCUCGCAAUCUUUUAGUGCCAAUUUGGAGGAGGAGGAGGAUCGGGAUCAUGCUCAGGACAUAUCGCUAAACCAGCAAGUUGAGCAGCCUUUAGUAGUAUCACCACAGCAGGCACCCCGCAUACCGCUUUACCGGGUAGACAGCGGCUUUAAUGAGACGACCAGCACCUCGACCUUUGCGUGCUCUCAGGAUUUACCAAUGGAUGUGUCUAUGGCCUGCUGCUCCACUCCUUCCACCCGCUCCUGACCCCAGCAAUUCUCGCUUAUAGUUUCUCUUAGGCUAUUUAAACGCAAUAACUCGUAUAUUUCCGCGCUAAGUGAGAGGAAGACUAGAGUUCUAACUGCAAUGUAAUCCCACCGAUUAUUUUAUUUUAUAUUCGUCAUCAUUUGUGUGUUCUUAGUUAAUUAUUCGCCAAACUAGUUGUGUAAUUUUUGUUCAUUUUAAUUGACUGAUUUGACGGUCGUCACUGUUUAGUUUAGUUUCGAUGCCAUAUUUAGAUUGAAAAUAAAAUUAAUAAUUAAAUAA
Messenger RNA from Drosophila kikkawai, 2043 nucleotides. RefSeq names its product aurora kinase A activator-like protein bora (gene bora). Lineage: Eukaryota; Metazoa; Arthropoda; Insecta; Diptera; Drosophilidae. Gene Ontology annotation, biological process: regulation of mitotic nuclear division; activation of protein kinase activity; regulation of mitotic spindle organization. Gene Ontology annotation, molecular function: protein kinase binding. The record is from RefSeq and is a predicted model, not a curated record. Gene Ontology annotation, cellular component: cytoplasm; nucleus.